AUGGGGGAAACGGGCAAAGAAGAAUAUAAAAUACAGUCGUUCGACACUGAGACUCAGAAGCUGCUGAAAACAGCUCUCAAAGACCCCACCAAUGUGGACCUGGAGAAAGUGGCCAACAUUAUAGUGGACCAGUCGCUCAAAGACUGUGUGUUCAGCAAGGAGGCAGGGCGCAUCUGCUAUACCAUCAUCCAGGCAGAGAGCAAACAAGUUGGCCAGAGCGUCNGCCGGGGGAGCCGGCUGAACCGGCUGCAGCAGGAGUACAAGGACAGGGAGGAGCUGCGCACCCGCUCGCUCCAGGCAUGGAUCUGCUACGUCACCUUCAUCUGUAACAUCUUCGACUACCUGAGGGUGAACAACAUGCCCAUGAUGGCUCUGGUGAACCCUGUUUACGACUGUCUGUUCCGGCUGGCACAGCCCGACAGCCUGCGGAAGGAGGAAGAGGUGGACUGCCUGGUCCUACAGCUCCAUCGCAUUGGCGAGCAGCUGGAGAAGAUGAACUCCCAGCGGAUGGAUGAGCUCUUCUCCCUCCUCCGCGAUGGCUUUCUUCUGCAGGAGGGGCUCAGCUCCCUGUCCCAGCUCCUGCUGCUGGAGAUCAUUGAGUUUCGGGCUGCUGACUGGAAAAUGACGGACGCUGCCCAGAAAUACUAUUACAGCGAAGUGACGGAUUAA
Mesitornis unicolor (brown roatelo) is the source of this 669-nucleotide messenger RNA. RefSeq names its product MIF4G domain containing (gene MIF4GD). Gene Ontology annotation, biological process: regulation of translational initiation. Gene Ontology annotation, cellular component: cytosol. Bases 1 to 669 code for a protein of 222 amino acids. The transcript is spliced from 6 exons. The record is from RefSeq and is a predicted model, not a curated record. Gene Ontology annotation, molecular function: protein binding; translation activator activity; RNA binding. Lineage: Eukaryota; Metazoa; Chordata; Aves; Mesitornithiformes; Mesitornithidae.